GCUUUUGCUGAACAUCUGUUAUGGUAGGGAUUUGUGGGAAUACUGGAGAUAUAUGAAGUCAUGCUAAUGUCAACUGCAUAUGGAAAUAGCUCCCGUGGAAAUAUUUAGACUCAAAUACAUCUUUCUACCUGAUUUCAACUUUUUAUUGCUUCCCCUGCGAAAAUUUAAGCAGCAUCGAGGAGAGCUAAAACACAUGUACUUCUGGCCAGUCAUGCACUUACACGACUGUGCAUGCCAUUUAUGACUUUAUUACUUAGUGCUAGGUAUGAAAUGAAGAGUGUAACUGCUGUCGCUUUAAUGUCAGAGCAGCAUACGUUACAAUAGGUGUCACUGUGCGGCUGGGUCCAAUCGUUAUUGGUGACUUCAGCUAUUGGCUCCGAACGCUGGCUGACUCCAUCUGCAGGGCUGCAAUACCUACUCUGUUCCGAUCCGUUCAACACACAAGUUCAGCUCGCCGAGCAGACUGGCAGUGCUACCGUGCGCGUCUUGCUAGCCCCCUUCGGAAAGCCAUUGCGACAGACACGCGUGUACCCUCUUGGCAGAGUGUAGUGCUUUCAGGCAAAUCCUGAUCAGGAGAUCUGGAAAUAAAACUGGCAGGAAUGAUGGGGAUGUAUUUAACAAUUCAAGUACUGGAUCAAACUUAAAGCCAGUUUCUUACUCGGUGCACUGGAAAGGUCACCUUGUCUUGCUGGAAAAGAAGCAAACUCUCAGCUCUGCUGCUGUCUUUAACAGCUUCCAUGUGCAUUUCUUAAUGUUCCUGGCUAGUUAGGCUAUCUAGCUUUACAGACAGGUAUACUCAUGGUAGAUGAGAAAGGAAAGAACAUGAAAUGUCUCACCUUCUUCUUGAUGCUUCCAGAGACGGUCAAGAACAGGUCCAAGAAGAGCUCUAAGAAGGGAAAUAGCAGCAGCAGUAGCAGCAGCAAAUUGCCUCCAGUUUGCUAUGAAAUCAUUACCUUGAAGACCAAAAAGAAGAAGAAGAUGGCUGCUGAUAUUUUUCCCCGAAAGAAACCAGCCAACACUAAUACAACUGCUGUCCAGCAGUACCACCAGCAAAAUCUCAAUAACAACAACACUAUUCCGGCACCUAAUUGGCAAGGAUUGUAUCCGACCAUCAGAGAGAGAAAUGCAGUGAUGUUCAACAAUGACUUGAUGGCAGAUGUUCAUUUUGUGGUCGGGCCACCAGGUGGGACCCAGCGGCUGCCAGGACACAAAUAUGUCCUGGCUGUUGGGAGCUCUGUAUUCCAUGCGAUGUUUUACGGAGAGCUUGCUGAGGACAAAGAUGAAAUCCGUAUACCAGAUGUUGAGCCUGCUGCUUUUCUCGCAAUGCUGAAAUACAUAUAUUGCGAUGAAAUUGAUUUGGCUGCAGAUACUGUACUGGCCACUCUUUAUGCUGCCAAGAAGUAUAUCGUCCCUCAUCUUGCCCGGGCCUGCGUCAACUUUCUAGAGACAAGUCUAAGCGCAAAGAAUGCCUGUGUGCUGCUUUCCCAAAGCUGCUUAUUCGAGGAACCUGACCUGACCCAGCGCUGUUGGGAAGUGAUUGAUGCCCAAGCUGAGCUAGCUUUGAAGUCUGAGGGGUUCUGUGACAUUGAUUUUCAGACACUUGAAAGCAUUCUCCGAAGGGAGACUCUGAAUGCCAAAGAAAUUGUUGUUUUUGAAGCAGCUCUGAACUGGGCUGAAGUGGAGUGUCAGCGACAAGAGCUAAUGGCUACCAUAGAGAACAAGCGCAAAGUCCUCGGGAAGGCCCUGUACUUGAUACGCAUCCCUACCAUGGCACUCGACGACUUUGCAAACGGCGCUGCUCAGUCUGGGAUUCUGACUCUCAACGAAACCAAUGAUAUCUUCCUCUGGUAUACUGCUGCCAAAAAGCCAGAGUUACAGUUUGUAAGCAAGCCCCGGAAAGGCCUCGUUCCUCAGCGGUGUCACCGUUUCCAGUCCUGCGCUUACCGCAGCAACCAGUGGCGCUACAGGGGCCGGUGUGACAGCAUCCAGUUUGCUGUUGAUAAGAGAGUGUUUAUUGCUGGCUUUGGGCUGUACGGCUCCAGCUGUGGAUCGGCAGAGUACAGUGCCAAGAUUGAACUCAAACGACAAGGAGUUAUCCUAGGGCAGAACUUGAGUAAAUAUUUCUCAGAUGGUUCUAGUAACACUUUUCCUGUGUGGUUUGAAUAUCCAGUGCAGAUUGAGCCUGACACCUUUUACACAGCUAGCGUGAUUCUGGAUGGUAAUGAACUCAGCUAUUUUGGACAAGAAGGAAUGACAGAAGUUCAGUGUGGGAAGGUGACUGUUCAGUUUCAGUGCUCUUCGGACAGUACAAAUGGCACUGGGGUGCAGGGAGGGCAAAUUCCCGAACUCAUAUUUUAUGCUUGAAUGAAAGUUUGUGGAGACACAGCAUUUUGCUAUGAAGAACCUGUCUGGUUCAGGCCUACUGACACUUAGCUUUUUAUCUGCAGAUAUGUGAUCAGUACAGGUAAUAUGUAACUAAACGCUGUGGGCAAGUUACUGGCUUGCUGUACUUGUAGCAUCGUUGGUGAUAAAGUUUAAGUGUAAUAUUUAAACUGGAAGCUCUUAGAACAAGCAAGCUUUGUAAGAGAGGUGCCUGUUUGCUGGUGAUGCUGACUUUCUUUGAUGCACCUGUGAAUCACCAGAGGAUGUCCUCCUCUUGUAUCUCACUAAAUGCUGUCCUCAUUGAUCCGUUUUCUCUUUCUCUGUUUUCCUGCUUUCUGCUUGUAAUUAUUUGGGGAGGUAGGGGUAGAAAAUGAGGAGCCUUGUUUUAUAGCUCUCCUGUCUGCUCUUCAGACUUAAGAGAUUCUGGUAAAUGAGCUGCUUUUGAUCAUGGGAGCUGAAAGAAGUGCGUCAUCUUAAGUAGAAAAAGCAUAGCUGUAAACCUUCAUCCUGUGAGAUUCUCCUGCGGCCAACUAUUUGGGAUGGCUGCAGGGGAAGAUGGAGAGAACCAAGAAACUUUCAGGAAGCUACGCAGCAUGCCAACCAAGUCCAUAGUGCAUGGAUAUGUUUGGGGGGGGGUGGGGGGGGUGGGGAGCUUAGCAAGUUACCCUCAGAGUUCAUUUUCUAGGAAUCCCACCUUGAAAGCAAGGAAGCACUUGCACAUGUUGAAAUCAUACGUGCAGCUCUUGAAACUCUACUCCCAUGACAUAGUUUUUGCUGCAUUUAAGUUGAUUUGCUAUUUAAAUGGCUUUUCUUUGAACCCUUGCUAAAUAAAUAGGAAUUAAUAUCUAGCAUCCAAUGCAGGAUAAUUUUUUGUUUGGUUUGGGUAGGUUUUUUUUCUUCCUCCUAAACAUGGUAGAGGCAGAUUAUAGAGGAACAAAAGAAUGUACUGAUCCUGACUUGGACUUUUUUCUGUAAUAUAAGAUUUCUUCUUUUUAUUACCGUACUUUAUCAGUGGAAAUUUAGACAAAGACAAGAAGAUUCCCAACUGUGGUCAUGUUACACUUAGUGUAUAUCAUCAGGUAACAGUGAGGAGGAGAGAGUCCUUCUCUAAUGGUUAGUGCUGGAUCUCUUGCAACUGCUUAUGGUUACACAUCAGAGGAUUAUGUGGUGCAGAACUCUUUCUUGUCUGAUUUUUUUUAAUUAUUAUUUUUUCAAACUUCUUGUUAUAUGUAUAUGUUGUCUUUGGAGAAGUAUUAGGGAUCAUGACUCCUUUAUCAGGGAAGGAAACCAAUAUGAAUAAGAAAUACAGGUACUAUUUAAAUAUACGAAAAUCCUUCACCAAUGCAUUGGGACAGUUGCUUCUCGGAGGCACACUACCUAUUGUAAAACAUCUCAUUCUUAUUUCAUCUCUGAAGUGGGUUCUGUUCGUUGUGUAUGUUUUAACAAAAUGAGAGGACCAAAUGAUUCUUUAGACAGGCUGAAGAUUAAUGUUACAGUAUAUCAGCACAUUAAUGCAGCAUAACCCUAAAUUCACUUGUCAGUUUUGUAAUAAAAAUGUUUUUCUCAUAUGAUUUCUUACCAGUUUAAUACUAUUACUCUAAAGUGUUUCUUGACGGUUGGAAUCCUGGCCUCUGGCCAUCGUAAAGUGCCAAUACAUCUUUGCAGUGUCCAAGAUACCGUCUGAAGUAAGGAAAACUGGAGCGUAGACGUCAAACAGUUUACGGCCAAAUCCCAGAUCUUCUCUCUAGGUAAUGAAAGGAGAGCCAGGUAAAAAACUGCCCUGCAAGUUUUAUAUACAUACGUACAUAUGAGAGCCGUGUGUGUGUAAGCAAUGUUCUUUCUGAAAUGUAAAUACCCUCAAAAUACAUAGAAAAAUGUUUUGGUUUUUUGUAACAGAUGUACAUAAUCCAGACUGUUAGUGACAUCUAAACAGAAUGCUCCAUGGAAAACUCCCAGAGAGAGAUUUAAAAAAACCUCCAGUUAAUUAUAUUUAGAUCUGCAGCCUAAAAUAGACAUGAGAAUAAUUGUAUGGACUGGAGGAAGAGUUGCUGAAGAGACUGCAAAAAGGACUCUUAAGGUUGUGACGAGGUAAUGGUCAUCUACUUUUAGACAACAUCUGAGCAGCAGUUCCAUUUAUUUAAAUAUAUUUGAAAGCAGAGAAAGACACUAAUCAGCUGAUUAAGUUUUCUUACAGCAAGCGAUUGAUGUAGAUGUAAUUAUCUGAGUGAUGAUCAGAUUGACAAGUUGCUUGCAGUAGCAAGCUGCGUUCUGAGUUGUUUGGAAGAAAAUCAGGUGCCUCAGCUAGUGGGACAAAUCAGAAUACUGCACUGCUAUAACUAGGCUUGGGUUCUCACUUUUAAUUUAUUUUUUGGUUUUUACUUAUCUACCAAUAAAGGUGAGGUAUCUACUACGUUCACUAGCUGGAACAGAAGUUAGGAGAUCAGAAUACUGUGUAGCUGUAAUAUGUAGAAAAUGAGCUGUUAUUUAAUUAUUCCUUUUAUUUGCGCCUUUCAUGAAAUCUUUUUGACGAAGUAGGAUGAAAGCAGGCUCUAGCUUAAUUCCUCUGAGUCCGUUCCAGGUUUUAGGAGCUGGUGCAUGUAAAGCUUUCCAAUAGGCAUGAAUAAACAUGAGCACCCCAAAAUACCUUUUGAUGCUUACAGUGUGACUUGAUUCUGAGCGCUGCUUGAUGCUAACAGGUACUGGUAUAUGAGAAGGUGGCCAGUACCAGUCACCUUAGGACAUCAGGGCACUUAAAUAGGUGUCUAAACAUGGAUUUGGUUGGCUUAGCAGUAGCAUCCCAGCUUGAAUACUUUGACUGACAUUUUGCAAGCGUCAGCCAUAUCAAUCUGGAAUGUAAGCAUAAUGUCAAUAGAGAUUCUUUCGUAGAUUCUGUCUUAAACUGUACCUGGCCAUCUUUGCUACUUGUAUGUUUGAUUUUCCUGGUGAGGGGAAUCUGUGAUGAGAGAGUAUAAUGUAAUAUACUUUCUGCAUAUCUAAAAUAGUAUUUAAGUAAACAUUUUAAUUUCUACAUACUUAUUGCACUGAACUGUUCUGGAAUUUUUUUUUUUUUUUGAUUUGUUGUGAUAAACUCGGCUAACUUCAGGUCGCAGCACCCAAUUGUGCUGGAGCAGUGUUUGACCUUAGCAGGCUUACAGCAUUAUUUAUAAAGGACAGAUAUAUAUAAAUAUGAAGUACCUCAUGUUGAAUGUUAUUGUACUGUAUCUUUAAUGUCACAGUGCAGAUCUUGUUGGACUCAUGAAUGUGUAUAAUCACGUUAAACAUACAAAUAAAAAUCGUUCUUAAAUGGUU
Messenger RNA from Chroicocephalus ridibundus (black-headed gull), 5691 nucleotides. It is a transcript of the gene BTBD3, whose product is annotated as BTB domain containing 3. Gene Ontology annotation, molecular function: protein binding. Gene Ontology annotation, cellular component: cytosol. The record is from RefSeq and is a predicted model, not a curated record. NCBI's taxonomy places the organism in Eukaryota, Metazoa, Chordata, Aves, Charadriiformes, Laridae. The transcript has 4 exons. Gene Ontology annotation, biological process: cerebral cortex development; dendrite morphogenesis; neurogenesis. Bases 799 to 2364 code for a protein of 521 amino acids.